Ostertagia ostertagi is the source of this 534-nucleotide messenger RNA. The record is from the annotation of a GenBank genome assembly. Lineage: Eukaryota; Metazoa; Nematoda; Chromadorea; Rhabditida; Trichostrongylidae.
AUGUUGUCUGGCGCUCUAGCCUUCCUGACCAACGAGCAGAAAUUGAUUGACUGCCGUAAUCAACAAGUGUUAAUUUCAGAAUCCUUGACAAGUUUCCGUGUUAUCAGUGAUAUUCAAUUCAUAAUUGUCGUUGAGAAGGAUGCCAUGUUCAAAAAACUAAUCGACGAAGGUUAUUUUACAACUUUUCCGAGGAGUCUGCUUGUGACGGGAAAGGGAUAUCCUGAUAUAUGCACUCGUAAAGUUCUGCGUUGGUUAGUCGAGAAAUUAAAUGUUCCAAUCUACGGCUUAUUUGACAGCGAUCCCCAUGGUAUCGAGAUAAUGUUGACUUUCAAAUACGGCUCUGUAUCAGAUUCCAGAGAAGGAAGAGGGUGCAAUGUAAAAGAAAUCCAGUGGCUUGGAUUUAGACCAUCAGAUAUCUCGCAAUUGCCCAUUGUGCGACAUCAAUAUUUGAAGCUUGGUAAUCACGACUUUAUGAAAAUAACGAAGAUUCGGCGAAGAGCUCAAGGAUUGGGAGAACGCGAUAUCGUUACUGAG